AUGGAGGCCAAGGCUGCAGAGCUCCUGGCAGCUUUCAAAAACCCCAAUCUUUCAGUCGAUGCGAAAGUUGCCCACCUCAACGGCAUCAAGUCCGAUAUCAAACAAAAAAAUGUGCCAGAAGGUGCUAUCACAACGAUUUUCGACACCAUCCGCCUCGCGAUAAACUCACAACACUAUUCAGUAUGCAGUGGAGCCUUUUCAACGCUAGGACAUCUCCUGAAGCGACUUGCAAUUCAGGAUCAGCAACAAUGGAUUGUGUCCCAGGCACGCAACUUCUACCCCGUCCUGACAGAGCGACUCGGUGAUCACAAAGAACGCAUACGUGCCCAGUCAGCAUCAAUAUUCACCGAUAUAUGGCCCUUGGCGACCGAUGAAGUGGAAUAUUAUGUUCUGGGACAUGCCUUGGUGGGAAAAAACCCCCGAGCCAAGGAGAUGAGUUUGCUCUGGCUUUCAAAUAUGACCAAAAACCAUGGUCUAUUGUUCCGUCAAUAUGUGCCGUCUUUGGUGGCAUGUCUAGAAGACGCGGACAGCGCUGUUCGAGAUACAGCAAAAGCAGUCGUGAUAGAUUUGUUCCGAACUGCUCCCUCCAGAGCUAAGUCAGAUCUACAGAAGCAGCUGUCUACCCGCGGCGUGAGAAAAUCCAUUGCCAGUGCUAUUUUGUCAGGAAUAGGUCUUUCCGAGUCGGAAACCUCAAACCGACCUAUUUCUCGCGCUGAUCGACCCAUAUCCGUGAUGUCAUCACGGUCCCAUGCUGUAGAUCCGCAUGACGAUGGUCUGUUUGUCAAAAAUUCGCCAUCUCCCAUCUCCAAUCAUUCUAACGACCUGCCAGAACCGGAAUAUUCGAAGGCCCAACCAGGUUCCUCACGAGGCCAAGCUCGGCCGAUCCCUUCGACUUCCACCGAUGCGCCUCCCAGACCCAAGACCCCUGCUGAACCGCCGGCUCCUCAAAGCUCAUCUCCAGACGAUGACGGGCUAGAACCACUCCUAGUUGGAUCGGCUAGGGAUGUUGAUGAUCUUGUCCGUGAUAUCGCUCAUUGGUUCGAUGGUAAGGAGUCAGAGGAUAAUUGGAUGAAAAGAGAGAAGAGCGUGAUUCUAUUUCGAAGGCUCACAAGGGGAAAUGCGCCUCAUGACUUCUCUCAAACCUUUGUUCAGGCUGUAAAGACCCUACUCGAUGGAUUUUUCAAGGUAGUGAACUCGUUGCGGACUACUCUUUGCACCAACGGGAGUCUUCUGAUCCAGGAUAUCGCUCGUAUCUGUGGCCCUAAAAUUGACCCUAUGGUUGAAAUAAUCUUGCAGAACUUGCUCAAACUAUGUUCCGCGUUGAAGAAGAUUGCAGCACAGAGUGGAAAUACCACCGUCGAUGUGGUCAUUGCGAAUGUCACCUUUAGCAUUCGAAUCUUACAGCACAUUCAUUGGGCAUCUCAGGACAAAAAUGUUCAGCUACGUCUUUCUGCAACUGGAUGGCUCAAGACCUUGAUCAGUCGACAAGCUCACCACAAAAGCACUGUUGAACAUGGCGGUGGCGUGGAGCUAAUUGAGAAAUCUAUCAAGAAAGGUUUAGGAGAUGCAAACCCCGGAGUUCGCGAGCUAAUGAGAGGAACAUUUUGGACUUUCUCUAGUGUUUGGCCCGAUCGAGCGAAUGUGAUUUUGUCAGACCUUGAUGCGAAAUCACGGGGUCUUUUGGAGAAAGACCCGGCAAAUCCCAAUGGUACACAAAAGACAAGCGCAUCAAGCAAGGGCCCGGCGGUGGGCGGCCGUUCUGCUCUGAAGGAAGCCAUUGCUGCUCGUAAGAAGGCUCAAAUGACUUCUCGCCCGGAGUCUGUCGAAUCGGCAUUCACUGAUAGCCAUUCCUCAGAGCCCACAUCUAGACCAGCGGUAAGAUCCGUUCCCACCGGCGCCCCCCUUUCGUCGUUGUCCUCCGCGCCAAUGAGGCCCGCCAUGAAGCCUCGCCGAGCAGAACUGAGUCGCCCUGCGACUGCUGACCCAUACGCUCGGCGGCCUGACCGACCGGACUCCAGAGCCCAGACGGCUAGACAGGGAACAAGUUCACCGCGCUCAGUAAGGUCCAAGCCUUCAACACCUUCAUCAAAGCCUAUCAAUGCGCCUCGCCUUCGACCUCAUGAGUCAGGACAGGCUGGUGGUACUACUAGAAGCAAGCCCAAGAAGCUUGACCUCUCCAAGUCCAAAUCCCACGGCGAUCUAUCAGCAGCAGCAGCAAGUCGCGCACGUAGUGAUUCUAACGACAGCAUAGUAAACCAAGCCCCACGGCCGGUUGAUCCACGAAGCGCAUAUGAAGAACCGAACUCACCAGCUCCUGUCGUGUUGGAAAGCCCUCCGCUUUCUGCGACACGGCGUCCACCUCACCCAAACCAACAAGUCAGUUCUGAGCGGGUCUCUACCCCAGAGCCUAUGAGAGAACCGGAAUCCAUGUCGCUUGAAGAUCCUAUGGAUAUCCCUUCCCCACAUGAGGAAGUAGAUGCACCAGGGUCUGACGCUCCAUCUCCAUGGAUCAACGCAGACACAGUUCCUUCUCCUGAAAGUCCCGCAAAGACCCAGAUGGAGGAAAUGGUCAUUUACGAGGACCCAGCUACUCCUGUUGCUGCCGAAAGCCAGACAUCGAAGAUUGAUCCCGUCGAAAAUUUCACGCCAACAAAAUCCCCCCGCCGUGCAAUUCAACAUGAUCUGGCACAAGAUACAAUUGUCGCUGCGCCAGUGGAGUCUACCACUCCAGCCAGAAGUCCAGCCCCUGAAAUGGCUCAAUACCAGAGUCUAUCCAAUGACGGUUCUAAUGAACCUCAGUUUCCAUCUCCGGUUCGAAGGACUCCAUUGCGAGGUAGCCCUUCGCCCUCGAGGAACCGAGCUCCAGCGACACCAUCCGAGAACAUUUUUGGUAGAGACUCUAUUUUGAGGCAGGAGACUCCCACCAGUGUCCCUGAAGAAACUCCUAGCAAUGAGAACGCGAUUGCACAAGUUGCUAAAUCCACAGAAUAUCCCGCGACCCCACGAUCGGCCGCAAAGCCCGGUGCCCUAGAGGAAGUCCCAUUAAAUGAGUCAACGAUGCGGCCUGUUGAUGUGAGAAACCGCUCUUCUGAGCCGACAUCCCAGUCAUCAGUGGACGAGUCUCUUCGCCGAAGCCGUAAAUGGGCAGAGCGCCACCGCAGCCCUAGCCCCCGGUCGAAAGACCCCGCUAACGCACGUGAAAUGCUUCCCAAAGCUCUUACUCGCAUUGAAACUAAGACCAUGGAUAUUUCCGGCUACCGCAAGCUACAGGGACUCAUACAGUACCACGGAGAGGAAAUUGUAUCUCGCGAACAAGAUUACUAUGCGGUAUUUGAUGCUCUACUCGGCGAGCUAGAGUCGGCACCUACCAGUCGCAAAGAUCAUGAUGUGAAGACACAAAUUCUUGCUACUAUUAGAUCCAUGCUUCUCCGGACUAGUGAGCUCUUCCAUCGAUAUGAUAUCCCCGUCAUCGCGGCGAUCGUUCGAGCUCGUCGACACUACGAAUCAAACUCCCAUUUCGUGACUUGUCUGGAGGAGGUUGCAGAACAGCUAGCGUGUCUGGUCCCUGUCCCUAUCUGCAUUCAUGGUGUCCUUGAAGGAUUGAAAUUUGAGAAUGACGCUCAAAGCGAUGAGUCAUAUCGAUCAAUCAUUCUAGGCCUCUCCACUAUCAACCAAUCCCUUUCGGAAAGCCAGAUGGACAUCUCAGAUGAGGACCUCGCUCAAGUUGGAACUGUUGUUAGCCGACAACUCAGCCAUUCCCGACCCGGUGUGCGUAAACAAGCCACGGAGCUGGCUACGCUGCUGAACCUCAAAUUUGGUCUCGACCGAGUUCAAAAGAUUACGCCUCAGGCUGGCGAGGGCUCUCUUAAUCUGCUCACAUAUUUCAUGGCUCGGCGGUCUCAAUAA
Molecule: messenger RNA, 3906 nt
Organism: Penicillium angulare
Lineage: Eukaryota; Fungi; Ascomycota; Eurotiomycetes; Eurotiales; Aspergillaceae
Exons: 4
Coding region: 1-3906 (1301 amino acids)
Biological process (GO): mitotic spindle assembly; astral microtubule depolymerization
Cellular component (GO): mitotic spindle; mitotic spindle midzone; cytoplasmic microtubule
Molecular function (GO): microtubule binding
Source: RefSeq, a predicted model, not a curated record